AUGAGAUGCUAUCGGUUCCACCGACAUGUUAAUUUAUUUGCCAAAAGAUCAUUCUCUAGCACAAGAAUACGAUUAAUUGAUUGUAAUUCAUGUGGGAUAAGUUUACAAAAUACUGAUCCAAAAUUAACAAAUUAUUAUAGGAAGCCUGAGAAGCCCCAAGUUGGUAAACUGGAGUCCUUAGAUGAUAUUAAAUAUUUGCUAUUCAGUCAGGAUAUUCAACACUUUAAGGAGAGCGACAAUGAGAUUAGUAGAGAUGAUUUAAAAGAGGCUCAAGAAAAGCCACCCAUCUGUAAAAGAUGUAGUGACGCAUUAUAUCAGAAUAAGUACACUCCUAGUGACUUUCAAAGGUAUCCUUUAGACAAGGUAUUGAAAUUAGUAAAACCUAACAGUUCAAUAGCAAAUGUCGUUCCGUUACAUGAAUUCCCAUUCCAUUUUAAUGCAAAGCUCUUGAAAAGUGAUAUUGCAAAUAAUCUUUUAAUUUUAACAAAGGGUGAGCUAUCGUCUCUUAAAAGGAAACAAUUAUCUACCAUGACCCAGGCAUUCUUCAUAGACUUCUUGAAGUAUCAUGUUAAUAUAAUAACAAAUAGGGUCGUAGGUGUAUCUGCCUUGAAAUCUUGGAAUCUGAAUAGUGCUUUGUCAUUGUUCAAAAAUGACACUUAUUUAUUAGGAAAUGCCAAUGUUGGGAAAUCAAAGUUGAUUAAUUCAUUAUUAGAUCUAUGUGACGGUUACAAAGUCGAUAGAGAUACCAAAAUUAGAGUAGAACGACAACCAUCUCAAAAUACAACUGUAUUGGAGAAUAAAAGGUUAAGAAUGAAACAAGAAUCCACCGGUGUAUCAUUUAUACCCAACCUGACUAGGAAUGUUCAAGCAUAUAAAAUUAAUGCGAAAUAUAUAUACGAUCUUCCAGGAUAUACCGAAAAUCUUGACGAUAUAUAUUUGGAAGACGUUAUUAAGAGGGAAUGGUUAGAAGGAAUAAGGAAUACAUCAAAACUUAACUUGAAGAAACUUCAAAAUCGUGCUUAUGACUCUUUAAAUGGUACUGAAAAAGGGCGUUGUUAUACCAUUGGAGGAAUAUUUUUCUUAGUUCCUCCCAAUGGCACAAUUAAUCAAAUAACGAGACAUAUUACUGGGACAUCAUAUACAUUUUCAAGCGUCGAGAAAGGUAUCGAUGUAUUUAAGGAAUGUCAUGAAAAUGAGUUACCAAAUGCCCAUAGUUUACAGCAAUAUUGUGCUAUCACUAAAGAAACUUGUGAUACUACAAAAUUCAAUAGACAUGUUAUCCCUCCAUUUUUGGGGGCCAUUGAAAUUGUCUUUAAGGACAUAGGAUAUAUACGAGUAGUAACUACAGGACGGUAUAAAUUCGCAGGAUUGCAUGAAAUAUGGGUACCUAAGGGUAUUGAAGUGUGUAUCCGAGAACCAUUAGAAGCUACUAUAUCAUCAUAUUACUAUAAACAUAUUAAGAAUAAUACGUUAGCAUGUCCUGUAGAUAGACCAAUAAUUAGUUCAACAUACAUCAUGGAUCAUAACGAAAAGCAUGUUUUAGAGAAGAUGAGAGAAAUGUAUUUGCAGAGAACCGAAAAAGAUAUACAAGCUAGAAGAUUAUUAAAGUCUGAUCCAUACAAAAUAUUGUCCGAAGUAAACCCUGACUCUCGUAACCUUUAUUGGUAUUAUAAUUUUUAA
Messenger RNA from Tetrapisispora phaffii CBS 4417, 1680 nucleotides. RefSeq names its product Gep3p (gene GEP3). The coding region runs from base 1 to 1680 and encodes 559 amino acids. The transcript has a single exon. Lineage: Eukaryota; Fungi; Ascomycota; Saccharomycetes; Saccharomycetales; Saccharomycetaceae. The record is from RefSeq and is a predicted model, not a curated record. Gene Ontology annotation, cellular component: mitochondrion.